This is a messenger RNA of Belonocnema kinseyi, 2838 nucleotides long. RefSeq lists its product as uncharacterized. The record is from RefSeq and is a predicted model, not a curated record. The coding region runs from base 1 to 2838 and encodes 945 amino acids. Lineage: Eukaryota; Metazoa; Arthropoda; Insecta; Hymenoptera; Cynipidae. The transcript has 3 exons.
AUGAGUGACAAAGAAAGUGUUGUGCGAAAAGACGCUAUGGACAGGGACGCUCCUGAAAGGGCUAACAAUAGCGAAACGGGUAGUAGAUCUGAAAGUGAAAGUGUCGACCUUACCGUCGUUGAGCAAGCUUCAUCGCAAGCUAACGGGAGUCGUGGACCAGGAGCGGAGCUCGGGGAGACGAGCACCCCAAUCAGAUCCGUUCCAGAAAAUCGGAAAAGUUAUCGUGAGAAUAAGGGCCUACCUCCACAGAGGUACGGCUAUGUCAGCAGUGAGCAAAAGGGUCGAGGGGGCUGGCGUGGGGGAACUUCUAGACGGACGAGAGGGGGAAUGGCCGCCGCUCCAUCACAAACAGAACAGGCACGCCCGAAAUCAGCUGAUCUUACAGCCGGCAAACUGACAGCCGGGCAAGUACAAUUCCAUCAUGAAAGACGAGCUGAAUCCGAGCGCUUGAGUGAACAUUCCCACCGGUCAGUAUCCGAACCAGGGUCAAAAAGUAUUACUUCAGAAAUCUCCGUUUCAAGCUCAAUCGCUCACAAACGUCGUGAACUCCGUCAAGCCGAAGAAUUAGAUCGUCUUGAAGAAGCGGAACGAAAGCGGCUUGAACGAAAGAAAACAAUCCUUAAAAUGCAUUCAGAACUUGCAGAACUCGAAGAAGCUGAUAUGGAAGAAAAUAAAGAUCAGUGUUCGAGAAAAGCUGAAGACUCAAAAAAUUUGGUGAAAUCAAAAGUUCUAGCAGGGAAGGAGUCAGAAGGGAACAACAAUGAAGAUGAACAGCUGAUGAGAAGACAGGAUCAAGAACGACGAUCACACUCUUUUCCCAGACAAACCCGGACGACAACAAAAGUGACAGGCUUUGAAAAAUACCUUGCCCGACAGGCAAUGACGAAAGACUUACCCAGCUUCAGUGGAGAGUGCCUGAAAGGAGCAGCUUUGGAAGCAGUGAGAGCACUGCUGAUGACAGACCGGGAAGACGAGGUGACAGAAACUCUGGAGCGACGCUUUGGUCGACCGGAGUAUGUUAUUAAAGAUUUAAUGCCCACAGUCCAAGCGCUAGGAAAGCCUCAGUAUUUGAACAAUCUCAUGUUUGUAGACCUAUUGGUUGCAAAGUUGCCUCUCGCUCAGAAGUUGCAAUGGGCUGCUGUUUGCGAACAGGAAACAGACGUUUCAAAUAUCGCAGUGUUCGCACAGUGGAUACGAAGACAGGCUAAUUUAGUGAGUAAUGUGUACGACCCUAGUGUAGAUAAAUUAGAGUCAAAAAUGAAAAAAGGCGCGGUGAUUGGUGCGGUUUUGGACAAGAACAAUGAAUCAGUGAAGUGUGUUUACUGUGAAAAGGACCAUCAUGUGUCAAAGUGUGAAGCUAUAAAGGACGUGAGUGUAGAUGAACGUUGGAAUUGGGCAACAAAAAAGCGGUUGUGUUUUUCCUGCCUGAAACCCUUGCAUUCUAUCAGAGACUGCAGAAGACGACGAUGCAACAAAGACGGCUGUCCGAAACGACAUCAUCCAUUGUUGCACACGGACGGGCGAAGAUCGACAGAAACAGCCUCACGGAAGACCGAUGAAGAAGUGUUCCCGGAGAAGGUUCAUAUAAACGUUGUACAGCGUCGGAAACGUCACGUUUUUAUGAGAGUUUUGCCCGUAGUUCUGAAGGGUCCAGCUGGAGAAAUCGACACAUAUGCUUAUCUGGAUUGUGGUUCAUCAGUCACGGUAAUUGACGCAGAGUUAGCUCGAAACCUGGGUUUGAGAGGUAAGCUCGCACCUUUAGAGGCUGAGUGGACGAACGGAGUUACCCUAAGUGAACCAACGUCACGACAGGUAAAUCUGACAAUUCGAGGUCCUUCAGACAGAGAGUUCACACUGACUGACGUACAGACACAGAAUACACUGAAUUUACCGCGAUCCACAGUAAAAAUCGACACUGAUGUCUGGCAGCAUCUCCGAGGAUUACCUUUGUCAGAUAUACUGCAUGCGCAACCUAGAAUCUUGAUCGGAGAAGAUCACGGUGAAUUGCUAGUUGCUCGCAAAUCAGUUUUCGGCCCUGGAAAUUCUCCCAUGGCCUCUCUCACUGCUUUAGGCUGGGUUGUGCACGGGAAGUGCAAAAUAGACAGAGCCGAACCGGAGUACGUAAUGUUUUAUCAUCGGACAGAAAACGAUGACAUCAGCCAGAGAAUGACGGAUUUCUGGAACACCGAGACAUUCGGUGUAAAUCCAACUGCUACCAGAUUACGCUCCAAGGAAGAUCAGCGUGCAGAGGAAUUAAUUAAUAGAACAGCACGUCGAGAUAGAAAUAAGUGGGAAGCAGGUUUGUUAUGCAAGACCGAUAACGAGACGCUGCCACCUAGUAGGAAGAUGGCAGAGAAAAGAUUCGUUGCACUAGAGAGAAAGAUGGAUCGUGAUCCAGCUUUUCGCCACGAGUAUGAGAAGAAAAUUCAGGACUACCAGGAAAAGGGCUACGCACUACGAUUGACAAAGGAGGAAGCUGCACAAUCACCUGCAAGAACAUGGUAUUUACCACACUUUGCAGUAUUUAAUGCAAACAAACCGGGGAAAAUAUGCCUGGUAUUCGAUGCAGCUGCGAAGUCUCAUGGUGUGAGCUUAAACGAUAGGCUCCUGAAAGGCCCAGAUCUUCUUGGUUCUCUAGUGGGAGUACUCUUUCGGUUCAGAGAGCGGGCGAUCGCCAUUGGAGGCGAUCUGAAGGAGAUGUUUCAUCAGGUUCGUAUUCGGAAAGAAGAUCGAUGCAGCCAAAGAAUCCUGGGUCGAGAUAAGGACACGAAUGAGAUAUUCGUAUUCGAAAUGCAAGUCAUGAUUUUUGGGGCAGUGUCGUCACCUUACGUAGCCUAA